GGCUGGUCCAGAUCUAGACAGUCACUCAACAAUCACCAUGGUUGCCCAGUUUGCAGUAUUGGCCGUCCUUUUGGGAGUUGCCUCCGCCGGUCUUUAUGACGGUCACGGAUAUGGAUACUCCGGCCAGUCUUUCCAAGUUGCCGCACCCGUAGCUAAGGUAGCUUACGCCGCCCCCGUCGCUAAAGUGGCUUACGCCUCUCCCGUUUACCACUCUGCCCCUGUUGUCCACGCUGCUCCUGCUGUCCACGCUGUCCACGCUGUUCAUGCCGCCCCCGUAGCUCACCACGUCGACUACCACGACCCUCACCCCGAAUACAAAUUCGAAUACGGAGUCCACGAUGCCCACACCGGAGACGUCCACAGCCAAUCCGAAGAAAGGCACGGUGAUGUCGUCCACGGCAGCUACUCCCUCGUCGAAGCCGACGGAACCAAGAGAGUUGUCGAAUACACCGCUGAUGACCACAACGGAUUCAACGCCGUUGUCCACAGGGAACACAACACUCACCCCGUCGUCCAGAAAGUAGCCUACGCUGCUCCCGUCGUCCAGAAAGUAGCCUACGCUGCCCCCGUCGCCAAAGUAGCUUUCGCUGCCCCCGUCGCCAAAUACUCCGUCGCCGCCCCCGUCGUCUCCUAUGGAUACGGACACCACUAAAUACGAUGCUCAAUUCUGUAUAUAAACACUUUUUUUUAUU
This is a messenger RNA of Cimex lectularius (bed bug), 692 nucleotides long. Its product is annotated as cuticle protein 7-like. The record is from RefSeq and is a predicted model, not a curated record. NCBI's taxonomy places the organism in Eukaryota, Metazoa, Arthropoda, Insecta, Hemiptera, Cimicidae. Bases 38 to 652 code for a protein of 204 amino acids. The transcript has 4 exons. Gene Ontology annotation, cellular component: extracellular matrix.